Messenger RNA from Electrophorus electricus (electric eel), 7908 nucleotides. The record is from RefSeq and is a predicted model, not a curated record. NCBI's taxonomy places the organism in Eukaryota, Metazoa, Chordata, Actinopteri, Gymnotiformes, Gymnotidae.
UCAGAGGCUUAAUCCAUGAUGUGGACUUGGCAACCAUAUAGGCGCAUUGAGAGCGAGUUGGCAAAGCAGAAAACCUGGGCUGUUGAAUACUGACCUCUGCUUGCAUACGAAGAAAACUUAAAGGACUAUGCUUUUGUUCCAAGAGAUAGUAUUUGGCAUUUUAAAAUAAAUAAAAUAAAUUUUAUUUUUAUGACACAAACGCCUAUAAUGGCCUGUAAUAUUAUUUAGUAACACAUAUCUGCUAGUAAGUGUAGACUCCUCAGGUUCUUCUACACAUUUCUUUAAUCGGAAACAAAAUGGAAGACACAUUCAAAGACGUUAUUCGGACUAAUAAUGUCCAGGGACUAUGAAGAGGCUGGUCACUCAGUAGGGAUGUUGGCUGCUGUGGAACAUGGGCCUGUCCUCUGCAGUGACUCCAACAUCCUCUGCCUCUCCUGGAAGGGCAGAGUUCCUAAGAGCGAGAAGGAGAAGGCUGUGUGUAGGAGACGCUAUUAUGAGGAAGGCUGGCUGGCCACUGGGAACGCCAGGGGUGUCGUCGGUGUGACGUUCACCUCCAGUCACUGCAGGAGGGACAGGAAUACCCCACAGAGGAUUAACUUCAAUCUAAGAGGCCACAACAGUGAGGUUGUGCUAGUCCGAUGGAAUGAGCCCUUUCAGAAGCUUGCAACGUGUGACAUGGAAGGGGGCAUAUUUGUGUGGAUACAAUAUGAAGGCCGAUGGUCUGUGGAACUGGUUAAUGAUCGGGGGGCUCAGGUAAGUGACUUCACCUGGUCCCAUGAUGGCACCCAGGCUCUGAUUGCUUACAGGGAUGGCUUUGUGUUGGUUGGCUCCGUCAGUGGUCAGAGACACUGGUCGUCUGAGAUCAACCUGGAGAGCCAAAUCACCUGUGGGAUCUGGACCCCUGAUGAUCAACAGGUGUUGUUCGGUACAGCAGAUGGUCAGGUGAUCGUCAUGGACUGCCAUGGGCGUAUGCUCGCACACGUCCUGCUGCACGAGUCAGAUGGCAUCGUUGGCAUGUCCUGGAAUUGCCCGGAUUUCCUAGUGGAGGACAGUACGGAGAGUGACACAGACUCGGAUGACAACAUGCCAAGUCAAGUGCGUAAUGUGAAGCCCCUACUUACUGUGAGCUUCAUAUCUGGAGACAUCAGCCUCAUGACCAACUAUGAUGACCUUUCACCCCAUAUUAUCCACUCAGGACUAAAAGAUGUGGAGGUGCAGUGGUGCUCUCAGGGGGACUUGUUAGCUGUGGCAGGAAUGGAGAGGCACGGGCUUCCUUCUGACUCAGCCUGUGCCUCCAUAAUGAGAAACGCCCUUGUGAAAUUCUAUAAUGUUCAAGGAGAACACAUAUACACUUUGGAAACACCCGCACAGAGGCCCAUCACCACUAUCUGCUGGGGCCACAGGGACUCACGGCUGUUUCUGGCGUGUGGGCCAGCACUGUAUGUGGUGCGGGUUGAGCACAGGGUGGCCAGCCUGCAGCUCCUGUGCCAGCAGGGCAUAGCCAGUGCCCUGCGAGAGGAGAAAGACGUGGGCAAAUUGAACAUGCCCUCCCUCCUCUGUUCCUAUGUUACCAGUGCAUUCAUCCCAACUAUCAAGCCUCCAAUUCCCGAUCCAAACAACCUUCGUGACUUUGUCAGCUACCCCACAGCAGGGAACGAGCGAUUGCACUGCACAAUGAAGCGCGCAGAGGAGAAUCCCGAGGCAGGAGGGCCAUGCUACACCCUCUACCUGGAGCACCUGGGCGGGCUGGUGCCCAUCCUAAAAGGACGUCGCAUCAGCAAGUUGCGUCCUGAGUUUGUAAUAAUGGACCCCAAAAUGGACACUAAAGCAGAUGAGGUCUGUGUGAACGGUAUGAUGUCCUACAUGACUGACAGCUGCAACUGCUCUGACUCCAGUGACAUUGAGUUAAGUGAUGAGUGGGUUGGGAGAAAGUCACCUAAGCUUUCCAGAAGCAACAGGUCCCCUAAACUUCCCAGAAUCAACGUGGAAUCACGAAAGUCUCCAAAACUAGCCCAAACAUCUCAAGAAAUGUCCAGGUCUCCAAGAUUACCAAAGAAACCUACCAUACGAUCUCCAAGUCUGACCCGCAGGGAGUUUCCUCUAGAUGGAAUAAGUGAGCAUAGUUAUCUGGCUCAAGUCACGUCUAAUAUUUGGGGGACUAAGUUUAAGAUUGUGGGACUUGCUUCCUUUUUGCCUGCAAAUUUGGGAGCAGUUAUUUAUAAAACCAGUUUGCUGCACUUGCAACCACGUCAGAUGACAAUCUAUCUACCAGAGGUCCGGAAAAUUUCACUGGAUUUCAUGAGUCUGCCAGUCUUCAAUCCCAAUGUGUUCAGUGAAGAUGAAGAUGAUUUACCAGUGAUGGGUCCUUCAGGGGUGUCAGGAGAUAACCCUCCCUGCACGGUUAAUAUUCCCAUUGCUCCCAUACAUAGCCCUGCUCAAGCCAUGUCGCCCACACAGAGCAUAGGACUUGUCCAGUCUCUCUUGGCCAAUCAGAAUAUACAGCUUGACGUCUUGACCAAUCCCACAGCCACUGCAGCAGCGGUGGCAGCAGCCAACGUAACGGUCUCUGAUCAUAACCCAGACAACGUGACCGCACAAUACACUGUACCAACGAGAUACUCCAGUCCUGGACAGGUCAUCUUCAAUGGCCUAGAAAUGGGGAACCUUUUAAGCGGCACACUUCCACCACCUCCACAUCAUCUUCCACCACAACCCCAUCAGCAACGGCAACAGCAACAGCAACAGCAGUCGGAGGACCAUCACCCACCAUCAAAACAUCAACAGCAGAACCAAACACAACAGCAGCAUCUGAAGUUGCAACAGCACCAACAAGUGCAGCAGCAGCAUCAACAGCACAUGCAGCACCAACAGCAAAUGCAAACACAGCAUCAUCAACAGAUCCAACAGCACAUACAACAGCAGCAGCAACAGCAGCUGCAACAGCAACACCAACAACAACUGCAACAACAACACCAACAGCAGUUGCAACAGCAGCACCAACAGCAGCUGCAACAGCAGCACCAACAGCAGCUGCAGCAGCAACACCAACAGCAGCUGCAGCAGCAACACCAACAGCAGCUGCAGCAGCAACACCAACAACAGCUGCAGCAGCAACAGCAAUUGCAACAACACCAACAGCAGCUGCAACAGCAACACCAACAGCAGCUGCAACAGCAACACCAACAGCAGCUGCAACAGCAACACCAACAGCAGCUGCAACAGCAACACCAACAACAGAUGCAACAGCAGCACCAUCAGAUGCAGCUACAGCAUGAACAGAUGCAGCAACAGCAGCAGCAACUUCGACAGCAGAUUCAGGAGAUGAGGCAGCAGCAGCAACAGCUCCAGCAACAGCACCAACAAAUACAGCAGCAACAUCAGCAGAUGCAAAGGCAACAUCAACAAAUGCAACAACAGCUAAAGUUGCAAAUCUCCCUACCACCACCUCCGCCAUCUGCAUACACUCCCAUUUCUGUGCAUCAGCUCCAGAUGAUGCCUCAGAUUCCUCACUCAGACCAGCCACCAGACAGAGGGGAGCAAACACAUACUCUGAAAGCUCCUUCUAGACCACAGUCAUUCAUCGAAAGUGACGCCUCCCUUGAGAUUCAGAUACGUAAAAUGAACCCUCCACCCCCAUACCCAGGCACGGUGGUGUCCACAGCAACAGCAGCUGCUGCAUCUCCUGCGGCCCCUCCAGGCUUGAUUGGCGGCAGUGAGAAUGCUAACACUCUGUCAGCAGACUCAUGCCUGACUAAGGAUGAGUUCUCUCUUCAUCCAGUUGGCAUCCAGUAUCCGACUCCUUUGGGCUACGAAAGGAUCACAACUUUUGACAGCAGUGGAAAUGUGGAGGAGGUGUGUCGCCCACGUAGACGUCUUAUACGGAACCAGAAUGCCUACAGCAUGCAAGGAAUGGGUAGCUCAGCUACACUCAAAGUCACCUCAUCAGAAAACAAGAAGGUCCAGCUUCCUUACAGCUCAGCAACCCUCAGCCGCCUUUCUGUGCCUCGGUACUCUAUACCAAGUGGAGAUCCUCCACCAUACCCAGACCCUGCUAACCAGAUAAAUGUAAUCAGGAGUCCAACACAAAGGAUCGAUGGGAGCCUUAUCCAUGCAACUCUGAGACGUGAUCGUAGAGAUACAUCUCUGAAGAUUUCUCAGAUGGUGGACACAGCAAGGACUUUGCCAACCAAGUCUAAAGUCAACAGUGCCCUUGCGCUCUCUUAUCAGCCCAGGAUCCCUACAGCUUUGUACACCUGCACUCAGUGCAGCAGUAACAGCAGUAGCACUAGUGUGAGCGUUAGUGGUGGUGGGACCAACAGCAGCGGUAUUGCAGGUGGUACGGUGGUGCGGCAGGAUUUUCCCCCUGGCAAAGGGGCCCAACACAGUACCAUUAUUGUGCACUCCAAAAGCAACUCACCUCUGGCUUCACAGUCUUCUUACAACCUGUUGAGUCCAGUUGAGAACAGUCGAGACAGGACCGUGUAUAUAAACUCUGCCUUUACUGAAGAUGAGACCCUUAAUCAACAAUGCCAUUUGGAAAAAUCAGUACGCCAAUUAACACUUGGGGAUGUCAGCUUAACGGUGAAGCGGCCUCCUCCUUACCAAUGGGACUCUCCUACUUCAGACCAAAUGUGGAUGUCCCAAGAUCAAAACCUAUUGACUAGCCCACCUGGACCCCACAAAGCACCCCCACUUUUAUCUAGUCAAGCACAGUACUUAGACAUAACCAGACUGCCUUUUGUCCUCUCAACAAAGCCUCCCUCCAGUCCCAGUACUAUGAACCUGCCAUCAGCUUAUCAGAUUUCACUUUCACCAUUCCCUCCCAGUGUGGGACACAAUGGACCUCAGCUUCAGUCAUUGCAAAAUCCUCCACCAUCAUGUGGGCCCACUGACAUGGUAACAUCGGUCCCAUUUAGCCAGCAGGACCCAACUCUUGUGUUGCCCCCUGGUUAUGCGAAUAAUCUGGCCAGUCUAUCUUGUUGCCCGCUACCACCUAUGUACCCUGGGGCUAGCUCAUGCACCAACCUUCAGCUUCACCCAAUGGCUUUACAUCCUUGGGCCACUUACAGUGCAUGCGCUCCCAUGCAGGACAACUCAGCAACUUUACCAAGUAAGAUGCAUCCAGGCCUUGAGAAGCCAGUUCUCUCCCCACCUCCAGCACCUCCUCCCCCUCCACCCCCACCUCCUCCACCUCCUCUCCCCCCUCCACCCCCUCCAGCUGAACUGAUGAGCCAUCAAAGCACCUCAGAGGUCUUAGCUGACUCUGGUGAGAGUUUUCAGGAACAGUCAUCACUUAACGAGAGUCCUGUUCCACAGGGGUCAGAUAGGUUCAGCAAAAAAAGUCGCAAGAGACUUGACAGCAGGGCAGAAGAAGCAAACAUGUCCACCAAUUUGGAGAGUAAAUCAAAAAAGGAUGGCCGCGCACUGUCUGACUUCAACUCACUCAUCUCCAGCCCACGACUUGGUGGCAGAGAGAAGAAGAAACCUAAGGGUCAGAAGGAACAGCUGAACAAGACCAAAAAAUUGAGUAGGACCACAAACGAGUUCCAGGAUAGCUCGGAAAGUGAGCCUGAACUUUUCAUUAGUGGUGAUGAGCUAAUGAAUCAAAGCCAGAGCAGUAAGAAAGGCUGGAAAAGCAAACGUAGCCUGCGCACAGCAAACGAACUGGAGGAGAUUAAGUGCCGCAAGGCAAACGAGAGAGAGGACCGAGGCCUGGGAAGCCAGGGAUUUGUAUACGUCAUGGCCAACAAACAGCCAUUGUGGAAUGAAGCCACCCAAGUCUACCAGCUUGAUUUUGGAGGGAGAGUGACGCAGGAGUCAGCCAAAAACUUUCAGAUUGAGCUGGAUGGGCGACAAGUAAUGCAGUUUGGCAGAAUUGACGGUAAUGCUUACAUCCUGGAUUUUCAGUAUCCAUUCUCAGCUGUACAAGCAUUUGCUGUCGCCUUGGCCAAUGUGACUCAAAGGCUUAAAUAAAGAACUGCUCCAGUCAUCUUGUUCAGAGACAACACAGUUAAUGUUUGUUGAUUGUACAUUGUGGAAAAAGGAUGUGCAAUGCUCUGCGUUGCCGUAAUAUGGUACUGCUUGUGUUGUGCUGGGUCAGACAGGUUAUAGUCAGGAGAAUUUGCUUAGUCAAAUACAUAGUUUUUUUUUAGAGGCAUUAAAAGGUAAAGACAUGGUUGAAAGGACCAUAUUAAGCACUUGUUGUCAACUUACAUAGGUGAAAAAAGUCAACUAUAAAGAAUGCAGGGCCACUGCAAAGAAAAUAAAUGGUAAGUGAAUGAUGAAAAUACAGCUAGUACAGAUCAGUUCCUAGUUAUGAUUUUUCUUUUGUAUGUGUAUGUUUCAUAACAUUGAUAUUUGAAAGGCUAAAUAAUGAUGUGCAUGCAAGACAAAUAACAAUUCUCUUUCCCUGUUAUGGUGGGAUUCCCUUAUUUCUGUUACCCUGUGCUGAUAGGAUUCCCUUACUUCUGUUACCCUGUGCUAAUAGGAAUCCCUUACUUCUGUUACACUGUUCUGAUUGGAUUCUCUUACUUCUGUUACCCUGUGUUCAUGGGAUUCCCUUACUUCUGUUUAUCAUGUGAUGAUGGGAUACCCUGUUCUGAUAAGAUUCCCUUUCUUCUGUUACACUGUGCUGAUGGGAUUCCCUUACUUCUGUUACCCUGUACUGAUAAGAUUCCCUUACUUCUGUUACACUGUUCUGAUUGGAUUCCGUUACUUCUGCUCCCCUGUGCUUUUGCGAUUCCCUUAAUUUUGUUACCCUGUGCUGAAUGGAUUCCCUAUAGAAUACUGAGGAUUUUUGCUGCCGUGCUGCAGGUUAUUUUCCAACCGUAUUGUGAAAUUGACAGAUUACUUGCCAUUGCCUACAAACAGGAAGUGCCAUGGGUGAAAAUAACUUAUUUAAACGGUUCUAUCUGUAGUAUUUCACUUAGUUGAGGCUUAAUAAUCAUACACCAGGCAUUUCUUACAUUUAGUUUUUGGGCCAUUACAAUGAAUGAAUCCACUGCCUUGAUAGUUAAUAGGUGUCCUAAUUUGUUUUUAAUAUGUCUCUUGUUCCAUUUUACUGCAUUAUUAGCACACUUUGUUAUAGCAACAGUUUUCUGUCCCUGUAUAAAUCUUAAAUAGAUUUAUGAAUAUCAUGAAGCUGGGGUGUUAAUAUCACAGGAAUAACCUUAAAAUGUUGAUUUGAUCAUAAUACCUAUAUAUCGAUAAAUGUCACCAUAUACUAUAAAACCUAAACUUAAGUUUAUACAGGGUUUGAAAAGUAUGUUCACAAUGACACUAAUACAAAAUGUAUAGUGUUAUUUUUGACAAGAAACCUCUCACAUUAAGAUUAGUCUUGAAAUACCUUAUAAAGGAGACAUGGGUAGUUUUAAUGCGGUAAUGCUCCCUGGGAGCAAAUCAUAAUAAAAUUGGCUGCCACACUGAUUGCUGGAGAUGGGACACUUUUCUUGGCAGAAAUAAGGAACAGUGUCGAAGAACAUUAUACUGGCAAAGUGAUUCUUCACUGCAAGUCCUAUAUAGUCUGGUUCCAGGUUUUUCAGUGGCUGGGAAGGUGGCCCUUGGUAUAUUGAUUCUGUAUGUCAGGAAAAAGACUAAACAUAUUUAUUAUUUUAAGUAUGCAAUUUUUGCAGCUGAUUCCUAAUGUCAUUUUAUUGAUCCUAUUUAGUUAAUUUUUCAUAUUCCUUGUAGCUAAACAUUUGCUGAGAGUCCCUGUGUCAACAGAAGAUGGUUGAUGUGAGCAUUCUGUUCUUGGUGUUGUAUAUGCUUUGAUGAUUUGCAAAUGCAGCAGUUUCUAAUUCUAUUAUACUGGAGUAUGCAGGCCCAGUUUGAAUUGUGUGGAAUGUAAGGCUUUAACUGUGCUGUUGCUUUAGUAUUGUUAUGUACAAUAAACUAUGAUGAGGCUUGUUA